AUGACUACCAUAGCCAGCACCAUGUCAAGCCGAAAUCUUACUUAUGACACGAUGCUUAACCUGCUGAAGCAGCAUGGCUUCGAGGCCGUAUCAGCUGAUAGCAAGCCUAAGAAGCACUCGGUGCAAACCGUAUCGAUCACUUCAAUGAUUGGUCUUGCAUGUUUGGACGAGCACACGCAAUGUUUGAUUUAUAUACUCUCAUUUCUGAAUCCUGAGGGCAUUCCUCAGAAGAUUUUGAUCGACCACUCAAGUCGAGCACAACCUAAGGCAUACCCCACAAACCAUGCUGAGCUGAAUAAUGCUCAAACCAAACCGCAACUGGCCUCACUAAUCUCUUUUAACGAGUCUACUCAUUCCCUCCGCAUGCAUCGUAUUUAUCAAGACAUUGUGCGGGAGUCUCUGAGUCCCGAAAUGCGGAUGAAAGCGCUUGUGACGGCACUUGGGAUCAUUUCACAGGCUUGGAUAUAUCAGCCACUUGAACACCGCUUUAAUACUACAAGAUACGAAGCAUGCUCCGCCAUCUUCCCACACGUAGGCCGAAUCUAUCAGCACUACGAGGAAAUGUUCAAAACUCGAAAUGUCAAUGCAUCAGAGCAAGCAGCUUGUCUCUUCAACGACGCCGGGUGGUACUGGUUUGAGAGAGGAUUUCCACAGGAAUCGAAGCCAUUUUGCAGACUCGCCCAAAGCAUUUGCGAGACACUCAAUUAUACGAAGCCAAGCGAGAAGGUAGCCAAAAUGCUUCGUGAAAGCCAUAACAACCAAGGUUCGGCCGCCAACGAGACCAAUGAUCCACAAGAAAGUCUGCAGCACAAUCUUAUGUGGCUCAGCUUGAUGCGUGAAAGAGUAUCACCAGAUGGUAAGGGAGUAGUUGAUUAUGAACUCGGCUGUGUCUACAAUGAAGUCGGUGUGGCCUAUGCCAUGAACAGCAUGUACUCUCUAGCACUGGACUUUUUCCAGCAGAGCAUUUCCACAUACCAGUCACUUCCUGACUACGAUGAGAAGUGGCUUGGGUGGCCAUUGCCGAAUAUUGGAAUGGUGCAUUGGAUCCAAGGAAACCACCAAGCAGCCUUAGAGGCACUACACCGUAUGCGUGAAAUAUUUGAGACUGCUUACGCCCCCGACGAUACAGAAUCAUUCAAAACAGGAAAGGUUCUCUACGGUAUCGGCAAUGUCUAUCUGUCUCUCGGAAAUCUAGAUCGCGCACUGGACUGUCAUUUGCGAUGUUUCAACCAGUGGUCGAUCACUCUUGGAGAAUUGCAUCACCGAAUUGGUGACGUAGGCCAUAAAAUCGCCCAAGACUUUAUGGGUCAGGGUCAAUUUGACAAGGCGCAGGAUUAUCUCAGUCGAGCACUCAGAAUCUUUGCUCGACGCCCAUUCCACAAGCACAAACAUGCUCGGACAAUCUUCAGACAGGGCCAACUAUAUCUGGCAAGAGGCAAGCCUGAGCUAGCCGAGCAGUCAUUCAAAGCAGCCCACAAACAGCGUCAAAGCUUGAAACCACAAGACACUCGGCCAUGGGACGAGCUUUUAGAGAAGGAUUACGACGAAUUGGUCAUCUUCAUGUCCCGAUGA
This is a messenger RNA of Metarhizium brunneum ARSEF 3297, 1572 nucleotides long. RefSeq lists its product as uncharacterized. NCBI's taxonomy places the organism in Eukaryota, Fungi, Ascomycota, Sordariomycetes, Hypocreales, Clavicipitaceae. The record is from RefSeq and is a predicted model, not a curated record. Gene Ontology annotation, molecular function: protein binding.